AUGGAGGAUGUGGGGCCAGGCAGCGACACAGACAGCCCGGACCAGCGGCAGGUCACUGCUGAGGGUGGCAACACUGAACACCCGAAUACACACACUGCUGUUAGGAACUAUGAGUGUGAUCAGUGUGGGAAAAAGUUUCUUCGUAAACUUGACCUCAAGUCGCACAUAGUCCUCCACACUGGUACUAAAAGUUUUAAGUGUGAUCAGUGUGGGGAAAAGUUUCUUCUUCAAAGCAGCCUCAGGAGACACAUGGUCCUCCACAUUGGUACUAAAAGCUUUGAGUGUGAUCAGUGUGGGAAAAAGUUUUUUCGCAAAGAUGACCUCAAGUCACACAUGGUCCUCCACACUGGUACUAAAGACUUUGAGUGUGAUCAGUGUGGGAAAAAGUUUUUUCAUAAAGGCAACCUCAGGGUACACAUGAUCCUCCACACUGGUACUAAAAGCUUUGAGUGUGAUCAGUGUGGGAAAAAGUUUCUUCGUAAAGAUGGCCUCAGGAAACACAUGGUCCUCCACACUGGUACUAAAAGCUUUGAGUGUGAUCAGUGUGGGAAAAACUUUCUUCGUAAAGAUGGCCUCAGGAAACACAUGGUCCUCCACACUGGUACUAAAAGCUUUGAGUGUGAUCAGUGUGGGGAAAAGUAUUUUCAUAAAGGCAACCUCAGGGUACACAUGAUCCUCCACACUGGUACUAAAAGCUUUGAGUGUGAUCAGUGUGGGAAAAAGUUUUUUCGCAAAGAUGACCUCAAGUCACACAUGGUCAUACACACUGGUACUAAAGACUUUGAGUGUGAUCAGUGUGGGAAAAAGUUUUUUCACAAACAUGACCUCAGGAAACACAUGGUCAUACACACUGAUACUAAAGACUUUGAGUGUGAUCAGUGUGGGAAAAAGUUUCUUCGUAAAGGUCACCUCAAGUCACACAUGGUCAUACACACUGGUACUAAAGACUUUGAGUGUGAUCAGUGUGGGAAAAAGUUUCUUCGUAAAGAUGACCUCAAGUCACACAUGGUCAUACACACUGGUACUAAAGACUUUGAGUGUGAUCAGUGUGAGAAAAAGUUUUCUCGCAAACAUACCCUCAGGAAACACAUGGUCAUACACACUGGUACUAAAGACUUUGGGUGUGGACAGUGUGGAAAAAAGUUUGCUCGUAAAGAUACCCUCAGAGUACACAUUCUCAAUCACACCGAUACCAAUACCAGUAGGUUUGAGUGUGAACAGUGUGGGAAAAGAUUUACUGCCAAUAGCAGCCUCAAACGCCACAUCCUCACCCACUCUGACACCAGAAACUUUGAGUGUGAAGAGUGUGGGAAAAGAUUUCUUCGUAAAGGUGACCUCAACACCCACAUGCUCAUCCACACUGGUGAAAGGAAGUUUGAGUGUGAUGUUUGUGGCAAGUGUUUCACCACCAAGAGUUCUAUUGCCCGCCACGUCAAGACACACCUCUCACCUUGCCUUGGGGGCUCCUGCAGCGGUGGCCAACGCUGCCCCCCCCCAAGGUUGUCUGCCAGGAGUGGUGCCACAAUGGAGGGUGUGAGGCCAGGCAGCGGCACAGACAGCCCGGACCAGCGGCAGGUCACUGCUGAGGGUGGCAACACUGAACUGUGUGGGAAAAAGGUUACUAGUAAAAGUAACCUCAAUAAACACAUGGCCAUCCACACUGCUACUAAAAGCUUUAAGUGUGAACAUUGUGGGAAAAAGCUUCUUCGUAAACGUGAAGUCAAACAACACAUGCUCAUCCACACUGAUAUUAAAAGCUUUGAGUGUGAUCACUGUGGGAAAAAGUUUCUUCAUAAAAGUUCCCUCAAGUCACACAUGGUCAUAGGCACUGGUACUGAAAACUUUGAGUGUGACCUGUGUGGGAAAAAGUUUCUUUGUAAAGGCGAACUCAAAGUACACACGAUCACCCACACUGGUACUAAAAGCUUUGAGUGUGAUCAGUGUGGGAAAAAGUUUCUUCGUAAAGGUGGCCUCAAGUCACACAUGGUCAUCCACACUGGUACUAAAGACUUUGAGUGUGAUCAUUGUGGGAAAAAGUUUCUUCAUAAAGGCAGCCUCAAGAAGCACAUGGUCAUCCACACUAGUACUAAAAGCUUUGAGUGUGAUCAGUGUGGGAAAAAGUUUCUUCGUAAAGGUGGCCUAAAGUCACACAUGGACAUCCACACUGGUACUAAGGACUUUGAGUGUGAUCAUUGUGGGAAAAAGUUUCUUCUUAAAAGUAACCUCAAGACGCACAUGGUCAUCCACACUGGUACUAAAGACUUUGAGUGUGAUCAUUGUGGGAAAAAGUUUCUUCUUAAAAAUAACCUCAAGACGCACAUGGUCAUCCACACUAGUCCUAAAAUCUUUGAGUGUGACCAGUGUGGGAAAAAGUUUCUUUGUAAAGGUGAACUCAAAGUACACAUGACCACUCACACUGGGGGUGAAAGCUUUGAGUGUGAUCAGUGUGGGAAAAAGUUUCUUCGUAAAGGUACCCUCAAUAAUCACAUGGUCCUUCACACUGGUACUAAAAGCUUUGAGUGUGAUCAGUGUGAAAAAAAGUUUCUUCGUAAAGGCGGCCUCAAGUUACACAUGGUCACCCACACUGGUACUAGAGACUUUGAGUGUGAUCAUUGUGGGAAAAAGUUUCUUCGUAAAAGUGAACUCGUCAAGCACAUCCCUACUCACUCUGGUAUUAGAUACUUUGAGUGUGGACAGUGUGGGAAAAUAUAUUUUCUUAAAGGUGACUUCAAUAAACACAUUCUCACCCACACCGGUGCCAAAAAGUUAGAGUGUGAUCAAUGUGGGAAAAAGUUUCUUCGUAAAGGUGCCCUCAUUAAUCACAUGAUCAUCCACACUGGUACUAAAAGCUUUGAGUGUGAUCAGUGUGAAAAAAAGUUUCUUCGUAAAGGCGGCCUCAAGGCACACAUGUUCACCCACACUGGUACUAAAGACUUUGAGUGUGAUCAGUGUGGGGAAAAGUUUGUUGGUAGAAGUGGCUUCAACAGGCACAUUCUUACUCACACAAGUACCAAAAGCUUUGAGUGUGAUCAUUGUGGGAAAAAGUUUCUUCAUAAAGGCAACCUCAAGGAACACAUGAUCCUCCACAUUGGUACUAAAAGCUUUGAGUGUGACCAUUGCGAGAAAAAGUUUCUUCGUAAAGGUGACCUCAAGUCACACAUGGUCCUCCACAUUGGUACUAAAGACUUUGAGUGUGAUCAGUGUGGGAAAAAGUUUCUUCGUAAAAGUGAACUCAAGUUACACAUGGUCCUCCACACUGGUACUAAAGACUUUGAGUGUGAUCAGUGCGGGAAAAAGUUUCUUCGUAAAAGUCAGCUCGCCCUGCACAUCCCUACUCACACUGGUAUUAGAAACUUUGAGUGUGAACAGUGUGAAAAAAAGUUUGUUAGUAGAGGUAACCUCAAAAGACACAUUCUUACUCACACUGGUGCCAAAAACUUUGAGUGUGGAGAGUGUGGGAAGAAGUUUGUUUAUAAAGAAGUCCUCAAAGCACACAUUCUCAUCCACACUGAUACCAAAAACUUUGAGUGUGAACAGUGUGGAAAAAAGUUUAUUGCUAGAGGUACCCUCAACAAGCACCUUCUUACUCACACUGGUGCCAAAAACUUUGAGUGUGGACACUGUGGGAAGAAGUUUGCUCAUAAAGAAGUCCUCAAAAAACACAUUCUCAUCCACGCUGGUGAAAGGAAGUUUAAGUGUGAUGUUUGUGGCAAGUGUUUCAUGACCAAGGGAUGUGUUGCCCGCCACGUCAAGAGACACCAGUGAGGUGGUGUGGUGCUGCCUUCACUUGCUUCUCUAUUUAUCUUUCUUCUUCCACGUCAAACAUGUUGUCAAGUGUGGCAGCGGGAGAGCGUUGCCGCAGUCUGACCACGUGCAUUGAACUGUGUGCGCGUUCAUAUUUCGACACCCCGUAUGAUUUACUUCAGGGGAUUACCAGUACUUCGCUCCAUCUUGCAGGAUCGGCGUUAUCUCCCUUCUAAAGAGUCUGCCAGACUGUUGUCACACACACACACACACACACGUACUCUAUUUCACUAAUGUCGGGUGUCCCCCCGUUAUAUAGCUCUCAGCUUAGGAAUGUUUGACAAAAGAAGAAUCAGAAUGUAAUCAGUGUCGUACGUGAGCUUGGGAGGACAAGGUGUAGGAUUUAUUAGGUACGGGAGAUUGUCCAAUGGAGACUGGGACCACAGAGAGCACCAAAGCCUGAAGCCCCGUUCACACUGUGCCGACUCUGGGCUACGACAACCCAGCGACUUUUCCAUUUGACAAGUUGGUUCCCACGCUCCAAGAAGCGGGGAAGGUUUCACUGGGGUCUUGGUGUCUUGCCGACUGUCUGGGACAUUCGGCCAACUAGUUGCCAGCAUGUCGUGCUAACCCUCACGACUCCAGACUCCCGUCACGACGUCGGCGCAGCAUUCGGCAACAGUCUCAAGACCUCUUUCAAGACAUGCCCGACCCUUUCACAUCAACACCUAAGACCUCGUGAACCCUAGAGUCGUGGGUUGUCGUGGCCCAGAGUCGGCACAGUGUGAACGGGACUUGAGUGGCUCUGGGGUACCCUGCCCGCUGAUGUUUGGCUGAGUGCCGUGAUAAGGAUUGUGUAUUUGUGUGUAUAUUCAGCUGGAUAAAUGGGUUUAUCGGAGCCAGGAACAUGUGAAUAUCGGUUUUCAAGUGAAUGUAAGGAUUACCCCCGCCCCAAUACUCUGCACUCGGAUUCAGGAAUAAAUUGUAUCA
Eriocheir sinensis (Chinese mitten crab) is the source of this 4734-nucleotide messenger RNA. RefSeq names its product zinc finger protein 729-like. The transcript is spliced from 2 exons. NCBI's taxonomy places the organism in Eukaryota, Metazoa, Arthropoda, Malacostraca, Decapoda, Varunidae. Bases 1 to 3765 code for a protein of 1254 amino acids. The record is from RefSeq and is a predicted model, not a curated record.